AUGUCUAAAUACGCUUGGUACACCAGAGUUACAGAUACAUUACAUCGUUUAACGGUGCUGACGUUAGUUGGUGGUACGUUAUACAUGUCCGGCGGCUUGGCUUACACUUUAUACAUGAACGGUAAGAAGUACGAACAGCAAGUGACUCAGCAAAAGGCACUAGAAGAAGACAACCAACAGCUGCAAAGCCCCACUGCACCUCCUACAGAAUAA
Messenger RNA from Saccharomyces paradoxus, 213 nucleotides. It is a transcript of the gene COX14, whose product is annotated as Cox14p. Lineage: Eukaryota; Fungi; Ascomycota; Saccharomycetes; Saccharomycetales; Saccharomycetaceae. The coding region runs from base 1 to 213 and encodes 70 amino acids. The record is from RefSeq and is a predicted model, not a curated record. The transcript has a single exon.